AUAGUAGGCUGCUCGUGCUCUGGCAAGAGUUUCUCGAUCACAGCAAUCGUUAACAUUAAUCUUAGUUUUUCAGUACAACUGUUUUUUGUCAGUGUGUCGUGAAGAAAACGAAACCGAAAAGCAUGUUCCCGUCAGUGUCGCGUUACUUGCAGCGUGCCGCCAAAGGAUUUAUUGGACCCCGCGCAGGCCCUCAGAUAUCUGCAGUAUUCGGUAGCUAUCACAAGCGCCUAUGCCACUGCGGAUGUGAAAGUGAUGCCGAAUUCGACGCUCGCUACGAGGCGUAUUUCAACCGGCCGGACAUUGACCAAUGGGAAGCUCGGAAAGCGAUGAACGAUCUUUUCGGAAUGGAUCUGGUACCGGAGCCGAAGAUCAUUGUGGCGGCGCUGAAGGCCUGCCGGCGACUGAACGACUAUGCGCUUGCAAUUAGGUUCCUGGAGGCGGUCAAGGAUCGUUGCGGUGACAAGCAGAAGGAAAUCUAUCCCUAUGUGCUGCAAGAGAUAGCACCGACACUGUGCGAUUUGGGUAUCGAAACACCCGAGGAGUUGGGCUACGAUACACCGGAACUAGCUCUUAAAACUAUAUACGAUUUAGAGAAAUAAAUUGGAUAUUCUAUGAAAUAGAUUUAAAUAUAUAUGAAAAUCAAAAUCAAA
This is a messenger RNA of Wyeomyia smithii (pitcher-plant mosquito), 650 nucleotides long. Its product is annotated as cytochrome c oxidase subunit 5A, mitochondrial-like. NCBI's taxonomy places the organism in Eukaryota, Metazoa, Arthropoda, Insecta, Diptera, Culicidae. The transcript has a single exon. Gene Ontology annotation, biological process: mitochondrial electron transport, cytochrome c to oxygen. The record is from RefSeq and is a predicted model, not a curated record. Gene Ontology annotation, cellular component: mitochondrial inner membrane. The coding region runs from base 123 to 599 and encodes 158 amino acids.